AUGGAUUUACGAAGCACCAUCCAGUCGACUCUGUCAGCCGACGCGACCGUCCGCACCCAGGCGGAAACGGCUCUGAAGCAGGCCGAGCAGCAUGCUGGCUUUAUCGGAGCCCUGCUCGACAUCCUGCAAUCCGAACAGGAGCCGGCUGUGCGCCUGUCCACCGCCGUCUAUCUCAAGAAUCGAAUAUCGCGGGGAUGGGCCGCAGAACAUACUCCCCACCAGCCCAUCUCUGAACCCGAGCGAAAACCCUUCCGAGACCGUCUGCUUCCUCUUCUAUCCUCGUCGCCGCCGCUGAUACGAGCCCAGCUCAUCCCGAUCCUCCAGACCGUCCUGCAGUACGACUUUCCCGCAAAAUGGCCGGAGCUGAUGGACGUGACCCUUCAGUUGAUGAACACCCAAGAUGCCAACCAAGUCUACGCAGGCUUACAGUGUUUACUGGCCAUUUGCCGCACAUAUCGCUUCCGCGCGGGUGAGGAGAGGCAAAAUCUGGACAACGUCGUCAAUGUCGCCUUCCCGACACUGUUGGGCAUUGCGAAUCGGCUGGUCAAUGAGUCGAGCCUGGAAGCGGGGGAAAUGCUGAGAAUAUGCGUCAAGUGCUACAAACAUGCCGUUUAUUACGGCCUGCCCGUGCCGCUUCAGUCGCAUCAAGCCACGGUCGAUUGGUGUACCCUCUUUCUGACCGUCAUUUCCAAGAAGCCUCCCGAAAGCGCCAUGGUGGACGAUGCUGAUGACCGGGAACGCAACCAUUGGUGGAAGGCUCGCAAAUGGUCAUAUGCCAAUUUGAACAGGCUUUUCGUGAGGUACGGGAACCCCACGAUGCUCUCUUCGCAGCAGGAGAAGGAGUACGGCGAUUUCGCCAAGAAUUUCAUCACAAAUUUCGCCCCAGAAAUCCUCAACGGCUACCUGGGCGAGAUUGAGAAAUGGGUGAGGGGAGACUACUGGCUGAGCAAGCCCUCGCUGUCGUACACGUUGAUCUUCCUGGAAGAGUGUGUAAAGCCAAAAGUCAUGUGGGACAAGCUCAAGCCGCACAUGGACAGCCUCAUCAAACACCUGAUAUUCCCCGUCAUGUGUCUGUCCGACGACGAUUUAGAGCUCUUCGAGGACAACCCAGCCGACUACCUGCACCGGAAGCUGAACUUUUAUGAAGAGGUCUCAGCGCCGGAUAUGGCAGCAACCAAUUUCUUGAUUGCGUUGACCAAAUCGCGGAAACAGCAAACCCUUGUCAUCCUCUCGUACGUCAACGACGUCGUAUCACGAUACGAGGCUGCUCCAGACGAUCAAAAGAAUCCGCGAGAGAAGGACGGCGCUCUCCGCAUGAUUGGUGCACUUGCGUCGGUCAUCUUGGGCAAGAAGAGUCCCAUCGCCGAUCAGGUUGAAUAUUUCUUCGUGCGACACGUCUUCCCCGAGUUCAGGUCUCCCCACGGCUUCCUCCGCGCCCGCGCCUGUGAUACCAUGGAGAAGUUCGAGCAGCUCGACUUCAAGGACCAGAAUAACCUGAUCACUAUCUAUCAGAAUAUCAUGGAAUCAAUGGCUGAUCCGGCACUGCCUGUCAGAGUCGAGGCCUCGUUGGCCUUGCAGCCCCUUAUAAGGCACGAUGUCAUUCGCAUCGCCAUGCAGACGAACAUCCCGCAAAUCAUGCACCAACUGCUGCAACUAAUGAACGAAGUCGAUGUGGACGCCCUGUCGCAGGUGAUGGAAGAUUUUGUUGAAGUAUUUGCCGAACAACUGACCCCAUUCGCCGUGGCGCUCAGCACGAAUCUCAGAGAUACGUAUCUUCGCAUCGUUAGGGAGAUGCUGGAACGUCAGGAGGCCAGAUUAGCUGAAACCGGCGAAGGACACAGCGACUACCUGGAUGACAAAUCCAUUGCGGCACUGGGUGUCUUGCAAACGAUCGGCACGCUCAUUCUCACGCUCGAGGCGACCCCCGACGUUCUGGCCCUGCUCGAAACCAUUCUCAUGCCGGUCAUCACCAUCACCUUGGAGAACAAACUGUACGACCUCUAUAACGAGAUCUUCGAGAUUGUCGAUUCUUGCACGUACGCAUCCAAAGCGAUCUCAGAGACGAUGUGGCAAGCCUUUGAACUCAUGCACAAAACUUUCAAGGACGGAGCGGAGCUAUACCUAGAAGAUAUGCUGCCUGCACUCGACAACUUCGUGUCAUAUGGCCAACAACGGCUGAUUGAACACCCGCCCUACCUCGCGGCUAUCGGAGGUAUGGUACGAGAUAUCUUUGCUGACCCUAAGGUGGGAGGCGUCGACCGUAUCUGCGGGUGCAAGCUCGCUGAGGCUAUGAUGUUGAAUCUGCGAGGUGGUCCCCUCGACAGCUACAUACCCACGUUUGUGACGCUGCCCAUGGAGGUCUUGGCCGGCGCCCAGGCAAAGUCGAUUGUUAAGAGCUACAAGCUUCAUCUGGUAGAGAUGGUUAUCAAUGCCCUAUACUACAACCCAAUCCUGGCAUUACACGUCCUCGAAUCCCAUGGCUGGACGAACAAAUUCUUCUCGAUCUGGUUCGGCAUGAUCGAUAAUUUCCGUCGUGUCCACGACAAGAAGCUUUCUCUUGCGGCCAUCUGCUCACUUCUCACGAUCCACGCUGAUCAAGUACCUCAGUCUGUCCAGACCGGGUGGCCUCGCCUUCUCACUGGCGCAACAUACCUCUUCCGAACGCUUCCAGCCGCAAUGAAGCAGCGAGAGGAUGCCGUCAAAGCCUCGGACGGCAUCUCCGACACGAUAUCAGACUACGGGUCUGAAGAAGACACGGAAGACUGGGCGGAGGAACCUAUCGCUGAAGGCCAAGAAUGGGGCCAUGUCGACGCGGCAACACUGCCGGAUACCAAAGGCGAUAUCAAGGACGAGUCGCAAGCCUACCUGGACUUUCUCAGCGAGGAGGCCAAAAAAUUUGGAGCACUGGCCGAUGACGACGAUGAUAGCAUACUUGACGACGACAGUUUGCUGGAGAGCCCUCUCGACAAGUUUGAUCCCUAUUCGGCGUUCAAGGACUCUCUCGGCAAGCUCCAGGCAGAGCAACCUCAGUUGUAUGAGAAUCUGACGGCCAUCUUAGAACAGAGCGAUCGAGAUGUCCUGCAGAUUGUCGUCAACCACGCCACUGCUGUUCAGCAAGUACAGACCCAGGGAUAG
Cladophialophora yegresii CBS 114405 is the source of this 3135-nucleotide messenger RNA. RefSeq lists its product as uncharacterized. Gene Ontology annotation, molecular function: small GTPase binding. Gene Ontology annotation, biological process: protein import into nucleus. The record is from RefSeq and is a predicted model, not a curated record. The transcript has a single exon. Gene Ontology annotation, cellular component: nuclear envelope; cytosol. The coding region runs from base 1 to 3135 and encodes 1044 amino acids. NCBI's taxonomy places the organism in Eukaryota, Fungi, Ascomycota, Eurotiomycetes, Chaetothyriales, Herpotrichiellaceae.